UGAACAGGAGGUUAAUUUUAUUUGUUAUUUACCAUCCUGAUUAUCAUGCUUUACAAACUAUUCCCCGCAGGCCACAUCAACAUGGAAUUUCCGUAUACUAUUCUUGCACUUCACAUUUCACGGUUUCUGCUGGUUUAAGAAUGAUUUUUUUUUUUUUGGAAUUCAUUUGGAAUGCUUUCAGCCAAGAAGGACUUUAAUUAGGCUAUUUUAAAUUAACUCGCUGUACUCACAGACUGAAUAACUUCGGCCAUAUCCACACAACUAACAGAGGGAUUCAGUAUUUUGAGCAAACGGACGGAAAUCACGUGUUGGAAAUAUUGCACACCUGCAUUUAACUGACUGGAAGCGCAGUUUUUACAUAACUAAAGCAUAAUUUUAAUCAUUCUUCACAAUAUCACGUCUAUGCUUUUAAAAUAUCGUAAAAUACCUCACAUGAAAUCUGAAGUCUAAUGCAAUGUCGCACAUAGGCCCGUCAGUAACACCCUCAUCUUCGAAUGAGAGUUCACCUGUUUCAAGUUUAACUUUACUCAUUCUCUUACUCAUACCUUGCGUGGUUCUCCUCUUGCUGUUAAACUGCAUGUUUUUAGGAUAUAAGAUACUUAUUCUAUCUAAAAAGAAAAGGAAAAGGCGACGAGGGGGUUCCGAAACCACGAUCUUACAAUCGACGCUAUCGACGCGACACGUUACCAGGAUUUCGGAGACUCCAUCCCAGGCCAAUCAAAGCGGGAAAGAUUAUCUUUCCAUCCCGGUGCCCGUGCUGGCACAGCCCGCGGGGUCUUCAUCUCUCACCUCCUCUAAGGAGAGGGCUGCGCUGGGUCAAAGGUGCAGAGCCUCGAGGCCCGAUGGAGCUACAGGAGGAGGAUCGGAGUCUUUGAGAGCACCCAGCACUAUACUAGCCACCAUGUCGACGACCAACUCGACGACAAGAGCAGAUCUACCGCGCAGAUCACAGCUUUACAGCAGAAGCUCUUCGGGCGGGAGAAGACUGCAGCCCGCAAUGACGCACUACAGCGAUUCGGAGACGGAUCGUGGCAACACUGCGCCACCCAAUUCCCCUGUGCUGAAUGGACCGCCGCUGGAGAGCCCUGCAAACGUGGGCCCCAUGCGGCGGAGUAGCACAAUGGAGCUGAUCGACACCGUCGGUACUGGGUUUGAGUACGAAUAUGCAAGCAGUAUGCCCCCCGAUAACUUAUGCCUCGUUGCUUCAGCCAACUCCUCUACUGUGGGACCAGGAUUAGACAGCGAUUUUGGUGCAAGCGCAGGCAUUUCCCUCAGAAUAUUGUCUUGUGACAGCGAUGGCCUUUCCAAUGCACUGCUGUCAUCUCCUAUGGAGUGGGACUACUAUGAUCCGUGUUAUGUGAGCCAAAAUAACAUAGCCAAACACAUGUUUCACAUGCCCACUGUCAUCACUAAGCAAUACUGGGUUUAAUGUUAUAUACAUGCUAUUCACCACAAAUCCACCGCGUUAGGUGUCACUAAUGAAAAAAAAUAUAUAUAUAUUCACGUUUAAUAUGAUAAAAAACACUUAAAUAUGUUACCAAAAGUUUAAUAAGAUCUUUAUAUACUUUACGUUUCAAGGCGUUAAGACGUUUUGUUUCACUGUACGUUACUUAUGAUUUGUAAUGUUUCUUAAAAAAACACACACACAUUUUCAAAUUGAGCAUGUAUAAGUGUCACAGAUGUCAUUUUUUCCCCACGCAUUAUUGUUUAAAAGAUUUGGGUUUCUGGGAUUGCGAUUUUUGACGGCAUUGCAAAACUUGCUGGUGAACUCUCAUUUUGUUGCAGUUAAUCUUAUCUUUGCAUAUUUCAGACAUGAUUGUAAUGUUGUAUUAUAAUAAACUUUU
Brienomyrus brachyistius is the source of this 1844-nucleotide messenger RNA. It is a transcript of the gene hwa, whose product is annotated as huluwa. The transcript has 3 exons. Bases 455 to 1429 code for a protein of 324 amino acids. The record is from RefSeq and is a predicted model, not a curated record. NCBI's taxonomy places the organism in Eukaryota, Metazoa, Chordata, Actinopteri, Osteoglossiformes, Mormyridae.